AUGAUGAAAGUACAAGCGGCUCUCUUUGAGUCCAACAAAAUGGUCCAGAACAUCGAACGCGUGGAUGAAACAGCCGUUCUCCCCGAUUUCGGCACCCGAAUACGCAAGCUGGAUUCAAAUCUUGUCUCUUUAAUGGGCGAAACAGACCGCCAUCUCUUAACGACUUUCGAUGAAGAGUCAGAAGCAUCCGUCGCACAAACAAUGUGGAUGAUCAGCCGCAUGUUCAUUCAUGCUUCUCGCAUUCGACUACACCGUUUCCGAGCAUUCAUGGACAUUCCCCUCUUUCUUGAUAAAUACUGUGAUCUUGCAGCAAUCAACAGUGCUGAUUUCCCGCACGAAACGUCCACUCCCAAAUGGGUGACAGACUGCGGGACCUCAUUCCCGUUCACUGAGCAAGAAUCCUCGAUUAUCUGUCUCAAGUCUGCGCUGGUCGUAACGACGAUAUAUCGAACCUUGCCGUAUCCGAAUCCACUUGCGUCAGUCCCUUCUUCUAGAUCCAUGACAUAUCCGAAAACCAUUCCGUACUUUGUUUGCUCGGCCAUGCAAAGCUGCUACGCUCUUCUCAUGCUAUUGCAUCGACUGCGUGCCUCUCUAGCAAUGGAUCGGCUUGCAGAUUGUUAUCACCUGCUCAAUCACCCUACUCCUGCGUCGGAGAUUGCAGAUGUCGAGAGGUUGAAGGAGGAAUUGCGACAUGGGGUGGAGAUACUUGGGAGAUCUUUGAAGUCAGAUGUUAUUUUUGAGGGGGGUGGGGGGUAUGGGGCGCGAAAUUGA
Molecule: messenger RNA, 771 nt
Organism: Penicillium coprophilum
Lineage: Eukaryota; Fungi; Ascomycota; Eurotiomycetes; Eurotiales; Aspergillaceae
Exons: 2
Coding region: 1-771 (256 amino acids)
Source: RefSeq, a predicted model, not a curated record